AUGUUUAAAUCUAUAUCAAUUUUGAAAUCCAUAAAACCAACAAAUUCAAGAAUUCCCCAUAUUUUGUCAAUUCCUUUAAUUCGCAACAUGUCAAUUCCAUCUACACAAUACGGAUUUGUUUAUACUAAACAAUCAGGACUCAAUUUACAAUCCGAUUUGCCCGUCCACAAGCCAAAAGCAGGUCAAUUGUUGUUGAAAAUUGAUGCUGUUGGAUUAUGUCAUUCUGAUUUACAUGUCAUUUACGAAGGAUUGGAUUGUGGAGAUAAUUAUGUGAUGGGCCAUGAAAUUGCUGGAACUGUAGCUGCUGUUGGUGAUGAUGUGAAUAGUUACAAAGUUGGUGAUCGUGUUGCUUGUGUGGGGCCCAAUGGUUGUGGUGGAUGUAAAUAUUGUCGUGGAUCAAUUGAUAAUGUAUGUAAACGGGCAUUUGGUGAUUGGUUUGGAUUGGGUUAUGAUGGUGGAUAUCAACAAUAUUUGUUGGUUACUAGACCUCGUAAUUUGGCUCUUAUUCCUGAUAAUGUUUCAUCUGAUGUUGCUGCUGCUUCAACCGAUGCUGUAUUGACACCAUAUCAUGCAAUCAAGAUGGCGAAAGUAUCACCAACAUCAAAUCUUUUACUUAUUGGAGCUGGUGGAUUGGGUGGUAAUGCAAUACAAGUUGCUAAAUCAUUUGGUGCUAAAGUUACGGUAUUGGAUAAAAAGAAGGAGGCUCGUGACCAAGCUAAGAAAUUGGGAGCUGAUGAAGUUUAUGAAUCGUUACCAGGAUCGAUUUCCCCAGGGUCAUUUUCAGCAUGUUUUGAUUUCGUUUCAGUGCAAGCUACAUUUGAUUUAUGUCAAAAAUAUGUUGAACCUAAAGGUGUGAUUGUUCCCGUGGGCUUGGGUGCACCUAAAUUAUCUUUUGAUUUGGGGGACUUGGCAUUGAGAGAAAUUCAGGUGUUGGGUAGUUUUUGGGGUACUACUAAUGAUUUGGAUGAAGUUUUGCAGUUGGUUAGUGAGGGAAAAGUCAAACCGGUUGUGCAAAGUGCUAAAUUGAAGGAGUUGCCUGAAUAUAUUGAAAAGUUGAGAAAGAAUGCUUAUGAAGGAAGAGUUGUUUUUAAUCCAUAG
This is a messenger RNA of Lodderomyces orthopsilosis Co 90-125, 1098 nucleotides long. It is a transcript of the gene ADH5, whose product is annotated as Adh5p. The transcript has a single exon. The coding region runs from base 1 to 1098 and encodes 365 amino acids. NCBI's taxonomy places the organism in Eukaryota, Fungi, Ascomycota, Pichiomycetes, Serinales, Debaryomycetaceae. Gene Ontology annotation, molecular function: oxidoreductase activity; zinc ion binding. The record is from RefSeq and is a predicted model, not a curated record.